GGUAAGGUAAAUUCUAACAGCCAAAUACCUUUCCAAAAAACAUGAUUUUUUUUCUCCGAUAAUCUCUCUAGCCUGUAGCAUUGCAUCUGCCCUUGAAAAAAGCAGACAAAAAGAAAAGAAAAGAAAAAACACAUACACCAACCUUUAGUUCAUGUGUCUCGGUGUCAGCAACAUUAUCAAAGGACAGGAAUCUGAAAGAGAAACCUGCAAUAACAGCAAAAACCUUGGAAGCUAGAAGAAACAAACCCUUCUUUCUGCUGCCUAACAUGGAUGCCAAGGAAGACCAAAACACUUCCCCUAAGCCUCGGCUUCCAAUCUCCGACCCAGUUCCCCUUAAUACUUAUCCCAGGAUUAGGAGAAGGAAGCCAAAUAUGUCCAAGCUAAAACUGACCCAGAUCCAUGAGAAGUCUCCAGAACCUGAGUACAAGACUGGUCAUGAACUCCAGGUGUUGUAUGAUAAAUCAGAGGAAUCAAGGGAGCCCAGAAGCCGUAAGCGAAAGAAAGACGCGUUCAGUGUAUUCUAUGAUAGUACCGAAACUAAGUCUCCUGCUAUGGAACUGGCAGAAGAGAUUCGGGCAAAUUUAGAAGCAGCAUAUCCUAGCUUUGCAAAAACUUUGGUCCGUUCAAAUGUGACUGUGGGGUUUUGGAUGCAUCUUCCCAUGCGGUUCUGCAAAAUGCAUUUGCCAAAGAAUGACACGACAGUUUUUCUGGAAAAUGAAAGUGGGGAAGAAUACAUACUAAAUUACAUUGCAGAAAGGACAGCACUGAGUGGCGGAUGGAAAGCAUUCUGUGCUGCAAACAAUUUACAUGAGGGUGAUGUUCUUGUUUUCCAUUUAUUGAAACCUUCAAGGUUUAAGGUGUACAUUGUAAAAGGAAAUGGUUCCUCCCAAGCAGAUGGGGAGUUUGGCAUUCCAAGUUCAGAUGCUUAUGGAAAAGAAAUCAUCUCUAAACCAGAUGAAAAAGAUGUACAAGGCGGUAAAAAGGCCAAGCAUUUGGAGCUUCUUCCAGCUGGCCAUCUGGAAGAGAAUAAUCAAGAGAAUGGCCUGAUUGUAGUGGACAACAAUAAAGGGUACGCUGCCAGUCAAUCUGAGAAUGAAAGUGAAGAUCGUGCCUCCGAAACUUUGGGAGUCAUCAAACUUUCUGGAUCCACUGUUGAUUUUGACAAUUUUGAAGGCAUUGAAAAUUUCAGCGUUCUCUUAAACGGUUUUGCUAUAGACUCUGAGCUCUCAGAACAUCACAGGAUUAAGUACUAUGAGCUAUGUCGCUCACAAAACUCAUUUCUGCACAGCAAUCUUCUCAACAGUAUUAAUCAUAAAUUGGCAGCUGAAAUAAUAAUUGGGACUGUGGACAUUUCAGAGGAGAUUAGAUCUUCAAGGCUUUCCAGCUCCCAUGCUGAUUAUGGAGUUUGGGACAAGACUUUGAAAGGCUUUGAGAUGUUUGGCAUGAAUGUUGGAUUUUUACGUGAGAGGUUAAGCCGGCUGAUGAGCCUUGCUCUGGAAUCAGAAGAGGCAAUGGAAUCAGAAUGCAGAGAAGUUAAACUUGAGCAAGCUCGUAUAGAUUCAGAGAUGAAAAGUCUCGAAUUGAGGCUUUUGAAAUUAAAGGAGACGAGGGAGAGACUUGAUGAUGAGAUAGAGGCCCUAAAGGAGAAUGCUGAGAAGCAUGAGCUUAUGUUUCAGGAAGCUGUCAGUGCCCCAUGGUAAAGAGAAUUGCAAUAAUGGGAAACAUUUAUCAUGCUAACAGGAUGGUCUUAACAACAUUGAUGCUGAGUUGUCAACAAAAACAGUGUACGAGUACUGUAAUUCCAUGUUUUAAAUUAGCUGUAACCAUGUUAGUGAUUUGCAAAGGGAGAUGUUGUAGCCAGCACUGUAAUCAAAUAUAAAAUUAUUAAACAUUCUCAGAA
This is a messenger RNA of Populus trichocarpa (black cottonwood), 1900 nucleotides long. RefSeq names its product B3 domain-containing protein Os01g0234100. The transcript has 7 exons. Gene Ontology annotation, molecular function: DNA binding. The record is from RefSeq and is a predicted model, not a curated record. Lineage: Eukaryota; Viridiplantae; Streptophyta; Magnoliopsida; Malpighiales; Salicaceae. Bases 267 to 1700 code for a protein of 477 amino acids.